AUGUCAACACAACAACCACAAGACUCUGAUAGAUUCAAAAAGCAAUUUUGGCAGGAUCCCAAGCUGAUGGAUGAUAGAGCUAAUCUAUACCUUGGUUUCUAUGCUCAAAACUUGAUAAAUAGGGCAAACAUUGAAGAGUUCACAACAAAGAAUAAGAGAAUUGACAUUCUAGAUCUCUGUACUGGUACUGGAUUGCUUGCAUUCCAAGUUUAUGAUGUUGUAAAAGAUCUUGAUGUUCAUACUAAUAUUGAGGCAAUUGAUUUCUCGGCUCCACUCAUCAAAUUCGCCAAAGAAAAGAAAGAAAAAUUGAGGGCCAGCGUUUUGAAUUUUCAAGAAAUGGAUGGCCAAGAAUUGAAAUUUGAAAAUGAGACUUUUGAUUUUGUAUUCUCUAACGCUGGUGUUUGUUUUUAUCCUGACUUUGUUAAGGGUUUCAAAGAGAUACAUCGAGUUAUGAAGCAAGGAUCAAAUGCUUUCAUUAAUGCAUGGGCUUAUGAUUUUCCAAUGGCCAUUCCAAUACAAUCUGCUCAAAAGCAUGGAACAAUGAAAGAUACUAAAAUGACUUUUCAAACACUCAGCGAACCAGAGAAAUUCACAGAAUUAUUGAAAGAAUCAGGUUUCUCUGAUAUUUCUACAGACUCGAUUUCUCACAAGAUUAGAGUCAAGUUUGGCGAAUUUGUAGAAACAUUCAAUGGUAAUCCAUCUCUAUUGGAUGAAAAGGUUUUGGCUGACACUGCACUUGCUUUCAAUGUAAAAGAGGAUAACGAUGAAAUUGAACUAAACACAACUAUGAUUGUUGCCUCUCUCACAAAGAACUAA
Messenger RNA from Naegleria gruberi, 816 nucleotides. RefSeq lists its product as uncharacterized. Gene Ontology annotation, molecular function: methyltransferase activity. The record is from RefSeq and is a predicted model, not a curated record. The transcript has a single exon. The coding region runs from base 1 to 816 and encodes 271 amino acids. Lineage: Eukaryota; Heterolobosea; Eutetramitea; Acrasida; Naegleriidae.